CCUGGCCUCUGGGGGGAGGUGGGCGGGGCCAACUUGCAUCAUGACGCCCUCCUUCUCAUCCGCCGCUCGCUGAAGAAGAAAAGACCUCCGCCCGCCAACUUUCACGGUAAACGAAGGCAGGGAGUCUGGUCUUGGGGGUUGUAGCUGAUGAACAUGGUGAGCAAGGUGUUGCCAUAGUUCCUGUAUGCACCAACAGGAAGGCGGUGUCGAGUUAUCUCACCCACACACACACACACACACACACACACACACACACACACCUGCUCCAUGGAGAUAAAAGUGUGGCGAGGGCCCAGACAGAGGUCGAGAUGAGGGUAGCGGGGAGGCCCCAGCCAAAGCCGACACGACGGACUUGACGUCGGCUCGCCGUCGUGCGUCCCGCUGAUGCCCCGCCCCUUCACCAGCCCGGCCAUGCUGCUGAAGAGGAAGCUGUACGUGGUGGUGGUGAUCGCCGCCGUCCUCCUCCUCAUGCUCGCCAGUCAGAGUAUCCAGAAAGGGCAUUUCCUCUCCUUGUACUUGGACACGCCCCCCAGCCUGGCCACACCCAGUGGGAAGCCCUUCCACGGGGAGACGGAUCCUCCCGAUGGCGUCGCCGCUAUCCACGCUCCUCCCAGUGAGGCGGCGGUCAAGAACUCUGAAGUUGUCCCCAGGUCCUGCGGAUGUCCUCAGUCCUGCGUCUCGGACCUGGGCGCCUCGGACUGGUUCAGCCGUCACUACGAUCCCAGACAGAGACCCUUCCUGCAGGACGCCAACAUGAGCCUGGACCCUGACGCCCUCCAGUGGUGGCUGAGCCUCCAGCGCUCCGGUAACGACCAAACUCUACAGGAAGUGAUGUCACAGAUGUUCAAGGUCAUUGCCUCGCCCGCCGGGGACUUCAAGCCGGGGCCCUCGCGCUGUCGCUCCUGUGCGGUGGUGGGCAACUCCGGCAACUUGCAACAGUCUGGACACGGCAAACUCAUCGACUCCCACGGCACCGUGAUCCGGAUGAACAAAGCCGUGACCCGGAGUUUUGAAAAGGACGUCGGGAAUCGCACCACGCACCACUUCAUGUACCCGGAGAGUGCGGUGGACGUGGAGGGCGGUGUGAGUCUCAUCCUGCUGCCGUUCAAGCUGCGAGACAUGGAGUGGCUGACCAGCGCCCUGUCCACCGGGCAGAUCAAAAUGACAUACAUGAGGGUGAAAGACCGAGUGAAAGCAGAUAAAGAUAAGGUCAUGGUGGUGAAUCCCGUUUUCUUCAAAUACGUUCAUGACCGCUGGACCGAGCGUCAUGGUCGCUACCCGUCCACGGGCAUGCUGGCCCUCAUCUUCGCCCUGCACACUUGCGACCAGGUGUCGGUGUUCGGUUACGGCGCAGACAAGCAGGGCAACUGGCACCACUACUGGGAGGAGAACCGCUACGCCGGAGCCUUCCGCAAGACCGGCGUCCACAGCGCCGACUUCGAGACCCAAGUGAUCGAGCAGCUGGCCAAGGAGGGCAAGAUCAGCCUGCACCUGUGAAGUCCGCCCGGACCCUCCGGCCCACGCCUUGACCGUCCUGAGAACACACGACGACACGGAGGCGCGACAUCUCGUGAGCGUCCUCCCGCACUGAAUAAUAACCAAACCAGGGGGGGCGCACACGAGGGUCCGGACUGCUGGUCCAUCUUGAGACCACAUCCACGUGCCUUCAUGACGCCACUGGGGAGUCUGCAAGUCUGCCUCACACCGUCCUGCAACCUCAAGAAAAAAAAAGCUUUGCGCUGAGUGGGGAACAACCACAAACUUUAAAACACUCCUUAAUUGACACUGUUUAGGGAUAACCUCUUUUUUUUUCUCACUCCGAGCACUUUGUCUUAAGCAAAUGACCGCCAUUUUGCUGCUUUAUUGUGCCCACUCACGCUGCAUCUUCGGGUGCUUUCGCACGGAGUCGCGAAAAUUCCAGCCGCACCUAAAUGCCUCACAGCGAGCCACGUGACAUCACUCUCUUCUCCUAUUGGUGUAACGACUGGCGCGGGAAUGUAAACUUGGAGAUAGUGAGAGAGGCGACACAACACAGAGCCAAAAUAGUUUGUAGGAGGUUGAAUAAUUAAUAUUGAAGUGGAUUUAAGUAAUUCUGGCUCCAAUAUGCCAGCAGAUAGUGUUCUUUAAAGGGGGAUUUUUGUUUAACCACCUUCCUGAAGCGCUGCUUGAAUGAACACGUGAUAAACAGGAAACAAACGCCUUGGGUAAGUCCUAGUUUUCUUUUUUUUUUAUACUUAUUAGCAUUUAUUUCAGUAUUUUUUUUUCCAAGUUACUGAAUCGACGACAAAAAAAAUGUCUGCUUGCACUAAAAUAACACGCCUUAAUUUAAACAAUCGUGUUGACCACGUUUUGCCUUGUCACGUGAUGUCAAUGUUGGCCAAAAAAACAAAAAAAAACACGAGUUAAUGUGUGUUUUGCGUUAAGAAAUGUUAUCAUAUCUUAGUCAUUAGUAUCUCGUAACGCCAAACUAUAAAGAAAAGUAACAAAAACGUCCCCAGUGAGAACAUUCGGGACUAAAAAUGACUGUUUGCUCUAAAAUAACACAUGAUCGUGUUGACGUUUUGCAUUGUCACGUGACGUCAAUGUUGGCCAACAAAAGCAGACAUUUCCUGUGUUUUGCGUUAAAUAACGUUAUAAGUAUCUCGUAAAAGCCAAACUACAAAGCAAAAAAGUCAAGAAGACGUCCCCAGUGAGUACUUUCAUGACUAAAAAUGACUUUGUUUGCUCUAAAUUAACACAUGGACGUGUUGACGUUUUGCUUUGUCACGUGAUGUCAAUGUUGGCCAACAAAAAAAGCUGACGAUUUCCUGUGUUUUGCGUUAAAUAACAUUAUCAUAAGUAUCUUGUAAAAGCCAAACUACAAAGAAAAAAGUCGAGAAUACGUCCCAAGUGAGAACAUUGAUGACUAUAAAUGACUGUUUGCUCUAAAAUAAGACGCCUUAACAUGAUCGUCUUGACCACGUUUUGCCUUGUCACGUGAUGUCAAUGUUGGCCAACAAAAAAAGCAGAAUAAAAAAACAUUAUCAUCUUAAAUCAGUAGUAGCUUUUGUAAAGCCCAACUACAAAGUCAAGAAACCGUCCCCAGUGAGAACAUUAAUGACUAAAAAUGACCUUUUUUGCUCUACAAUAACACAUGGUUGUGUUGACAUUUGCCUUGUCAUGUGAUGUCAAUGUUGGCCAACAAAAAAAGCAGACAAGUUCAUGUAUGUUUUGCCUUAAAGAACAUUAUCACAUCUUAAAUCACUAGUAGCUCGUAAAAAGCCCAACUACAAUAAGUCAAUAAGACGUCCCCGGUGAGUACAUUCAUGACAAAAAAAUGUCUGGUUGCACUAAAAUAACACACCUUAACAUGAUCGCGUUGACCACGUUUUGCCUUGUCCCGUGAUGUCAAUGUUGGCCAACAAAAGCAGACAUUUCCUGUGUUUUGCGUUAAAUAACGUUAUAAGUAUCUCGUAAAAGCCAAACUACAAAGAAAAAAGUCAAGAAGACGUCCCCAGUGAGUACUUUCAUGACUAAAAAUUACUUUUUUUGCUCUAAAUUAACACAUGGACGUGUUGACGUUUUUCUUUGUCACGUGAUGUCAAUGUUGGCCAACAAAAAAAGCAGACAUUUCCUGUGUUUUGCGUUAAAUAACAUUAUCAUAAGUAUCUCGUAAAAGUCAAACUACAAAGAAAUAAGUCAAGAAGACGUCCCAAGUGAGAACAUUGAUGACUAUAAAUGCUCUAAAAUAACACGCCUUAACAUGAUCGUCUUGACCACGUUUUGCCUUGUCACGUGAUGUCAAUGUUGGCCAACAAAAAAAGCAGACGAGCUCAUGUGUGUUUUGCAUCAUAUCUUAAUCAUUAGUAAAAGUCAAGACGACGUCCCCAGUGAGGACAUUCAUGACUAAAAAUGACAUGGUCGUGUUGACGUUUUGGCCAACAAAAAAAGCACAUGAGCUCAUGUGUGUCUUGCCUUAAAGAACGUUAUCAUAUCUUAAAUCACUAGUAGUUCGUAAAAGCCCAACUACAAAGAAGAGAGUCAAUAAGACGUCCCCGGUGAGUACAGUACAUUUAUGACAAAAAAAAUGUGGUUGCACUAAAAUAACACGCCUUAACAUGAUCGUAUUGACCACGUUUUGCCUUGUCUCGUGAUGUCAAUGUUGGCCAACAAAAGCAUACAUUUCCUGUGUUUUGCGUUAAAUAACGUUAUAAGUAUCUCGUAAAAGCCAAACUGCAAAGAAAAAAGUCAAGAAGACGUCCCCAGUGAGUACUUUCAUGACUAAAAAUGACUUUGUUUGCUCUAAAUUAACACAUGGACGUGUUGACGUUUUGCUUUGUCACGUGAUGUCAAUGUUGGCCAACAAAAGCAGACGAUUUCCUGUGUUUUGCGUUAAAUAACAUUAUCAUAAGUAUCUUGUAAAAGCCAAACUACAAAGAAAAAAGUCGAGAAUACGUCCCAAGUGAGAACAUUGAUGACUAUAAAUGACUGUUUGCUCUAAAAUAACACGCCUUAACAUGAUCGUCUUCGCCACGUUUUGCCUUGUCACGUGAUGUCAAUGUUGGCCAACAAAAAAAGCAGACGAGCUCAUGUGUGUUCUGCAUCAUAUCUUAAUCAUUAGUAAAAGUCAAGAAGACGUCCCCAGUGAGAACAUUCAUGACUAAAAAUGACAUGGUCGUGUUGACGUUUUGGCCAACAAAAAAAAAACAGACGAGUUUUGUGUUAAGUAACGUUAUCAUAUCUUAAUCAUUAGUGUCCUGUAAAAGCCAAACUACAAAGCAAAAAGUCAAGACGACGUCCCCAGGGAUUACAUUCAUGACUAAAAUGACUGUUUGCUCUAAAAAAAAAACCACACGAUCGUGUUGACGUUUUGCCUUGUCACAUGAUGUCAAUGUUAGCCAACAAAAAAAGCAGAUGAUUUCAUGUGUCUUUUGCUUUAAAGAACUUUAUCGUAUCUUAAUUCACUAGUAUGUCGUAAAAAAACGCAUUCAUGACACAAAAUGACUGUUUGCUCUAUAAUAAUACGCCUUAACAUGAUCGUCUUGACCACGUUUUGCCUUGUCACGUGAUGUCAAUGUUGGCCAACAAAAAAAGCAGACGAGUUCAUGUUGGCCAACAAAAAAAGCGGACGAUUUCAUGUGUGUUUUGCUUUAAAUAACGUUAUCAUAUCUUAAUCACUAGUAGCUCUUAAAAAAGAAGUACAAAGAAGAAAGUCAAGAAGACGUCCCCGGUGAGAACAUUCAUGAGUCAGCGUAAUUGCAGGGUGAGAAAUGGCCGACAGGGGGCGCUGAAGUAACCACUUCCUGUACUGUGAAUGGAGAAAUCCUCCUGCUGAUUGUCAAUCUUGAAUUAAAAUGUGUGCAAAUGACAA
Nerophis ophidion (straightnose pipefish) is the source of this 5350-nucleotide messenger RNA. RefSeq names its product ST3 beta-galactoside alpha-2,3-sialyltransferase 8 (gene st3gal8). Gene Ontology annotation, molecular function: beta-galactoside (CMP) alpha-2,3-sialyltransferase activity. The record is from RefSeq and is a predicted model, not a curated record. The transcript is spliced from 10 exons. Bases 385 to 1497 code for a protein of 370 amino acids. Lineage: Eukaryota; Metazoa; Chordata; Actinopteri; Syngnathiformes; Syngnathidae.